This is a messenger RNA of Amphimedon queenslandica, 588 nucleotides long. Its product is annotated as whirlin-like. The coding region runs from base 1 to 588 and encodes 195 amino acids. Gene Ontology annotation, cellular component: plasma membrane. The record is from RefSeq and is a predicted model, not a curated record. Gene Ontology annotation, molecular function: protein binding. The transcript is spliced from 2 exons. NCBI's taxonomy places the organism in Eukaryota, Metazoa, Porifera, Demospongiae, Haplosclerida, Niphatidae.
AUGUCCAUGGCAACUUACAGCAGUCAUACUUUACCAAGUCGUGGAGGAGGAGGAGGGGGCAGCUUUUAUGGUGGAAGUGCUGGCCUCAUGGAGAAGAUACAUGAAAUGCUAACAGAGAGAGAGUGCAGCAUUUUCAAUGAAGGCCUAGCAGCUUAUCACAAAAGAAGAGAUGUGAGUAGAUUUGUGGAAUCCCUGAGCCUGGUACUGAAUACAAACGGGAAGAGACAGCUUCUAGUCCCAAUAAGGAACCAGUUUAUAAAACCAAGUGAUCUCAUCAAGUUUAAUGACCUCUCCAUCAAAUAUGGCAUAGCACUCCCGCUCAAAGGAAACACGGCUAAGAGCGGGAAGAAUAUGGUCAAUAAAACCCAGACAGGCCCAAAAGUCCUUGAGAUAAAGAGAGAUGAGAAAGGAGAAUGGGGUUUCAGCAUAAGAGGUGGGAUUGACUACGGGAUUGGUAUAUUUGUGUCCUGGGUUGACCGAGGCUCCAAUGUAGAGAAAGCUGGUUUGAAAGUUGGAGAUUACAUCCACAGAGUCAAUGAGGUUGGACUGGAAGGACUUACUUUUGCACAAGCCACUCAAAAAUCGUAG